GCCUGCGCGAUAGACAGAGGCUCAGCCCCACCGGCAAGAUGGCAGUGGCAGUGCGGCUUGUGCUGCUGGUAUGUGGAGCUACAGUCUUCCGGACCGCUGCGGUGUCUUCCUUUGCUAUAGAUUUGGAUGACUCGUUUAAAGAAAAUAGAGAAGAUGACACUUGGUUGGUAGAUUUCUAUGCACCUUGGUGCGGCCACUGCAAGAAAUUGGAACCAAUAUGGGAUGAGGUAGCUGCUGAAAUGCAUUCCAUAGGGUCUCCUGUGAAAGUUGGGAAGAUGGAUGCAACAAUUUAUGCAGGUAUUGCCUCUGAAUUUGGUGUCCGAGGUUAUCCAACUAUCAAAUUAUUAAAGGGAGAUCUUGCCUAUAAUUACAGAGGACCUCGUACGAAAGAAGAUAUAAUUGAAUUUGCUAACAGGGUGUCAGGGCCGCUGGUGCGAUCACUUACCACUCCUCAACUUUUUGACCAUUGGCAAAAGAGGCAUCCGGUUUUCUAUGUUUAUGUUGGAGGUGAAUCUCCACUGAAGGAGAAGUUCUUUGAAGUGGCCUCAGAAAUGAUUGUGUACACCUACUUCUUUUCUGCUUCAGAGGAUGCUUUGCCGCAGGAUAUCACUGUCCAGGAGCUUCCCGCUGUGUUGGUGUUCAAAGAUGGAACCUACUACACGUAUGAUGAAUAUGAAGAUGGAGACUUGUCUUCAUGGGUGAAUAAGGAAAGAUUCUUGGGAUAUCUUUACAUUGAUGCUUUCACUUUGUAUGAACUUGCAGAUACAGGAAAGCUUGUGGUGGUUGCUGUUAUCGAUGGCAAGAAUUCAUCUGACGAACAUGCUAGACUAAAGGACAUUACCCAUGGUGUUGCUACUGGUUACAGGGAACAGUUUCACAGGGAUUUCCAGUUUGGGUAUGUGGAUGGAGCUGAUUACAUCAACAGUGUCAUUAUGGAUGAGGUGGUUGUUCCCUCUAUGGUUGUUCUGAACACCUCAAACCAACAGUACUUUUUACCAGAAACACCAGUUGGGAGCACUGAGGACCUCAUCAAGUUUAUUAAUAAGAUCAUGGAAGGAUCAGCAGAAGCACAGGGAGGAGACAGUUUGUAUCAUCGUAUUAGAAGACUGUUAUAUGAUGGGAAGUCCACAAUAUUAUCAGUGUUUAAGGCCUCCCCCCUCCUCGGCUGCUUUCUCUUUGGUCUGCCUCUGGGAGUUAUUAGCAUCAUGUGUUACGGAAUCUGGACGGCAGAUGGGGAAUAUGAACCCGAAGAAGGAGAACUACUCCAGAGUGAAGCCAUUGAACAGGGAGAUGCAGAGCCCCACGACGGAGAAAAGGAGGAAAAUGGCAAUGAAGAUGAAAAGGAUGAUGCAACUACAGAAAGUUCAGAAGCACUCAAAGAUGAAGAACUGGAAGAGAAAAGCAUGGUAGAAAAGAAAACAGAUUAACAUAUAGUUUAUGAAUUCCCAUCAGGAUUUCAGAAUGAUUAAGUGUAUGUGACAUUUGAACAUCAGUGAAAAAUGUUGGAAAUUAAAAGCAAGUGGUGUACUUGCCUUCCAAGAUUGACCUGUACUUUUACAGAGACCAUCUGGGCCCAAAGAACUUUGAAUGAUCACAUAAAUUACAUUUUGUUCUUUAGAUAUAGGUAGUUUUGGUGGAAUCCCUGUUAUCUGUCAUUACAGGGAAGAUUUCUGGUUGUUAAUACAAAUUGGCGGAUAUCAAGGAUUCCCUGCAGCUUGGUCUUCUGACCACAGUAUCCAAGGUUCAGGUGCAAAGGCACAUGUGGUUAACAACCAAACAUUAACAGAUCUCACAGUCUAAUGAUGUUUCAGAUGAUGGCUUUGACCCACCAAGUAAUUAGGAGAUGGAUAAGAAUUCCCUCAGUAGCUUUGAGUUCACACUGAAUUUGUCACAAAAGUAAAAGAGAUCAUAUUAUGAGUGGAUUUACAUUGUUCACAGUCAUAUCAAUCUUCUUCUUCCACUUCCUUAAUUAAGAAUUGGAUAAUCUAAUGAAGAGUAUUUUACCUUGUCACAUCAGGCAGUUUUUAUAUUUAGAAGGUAACUGGUUUAAAAAUUGUGCAGAUGGCACUUUUAGGUCAAGUAAGAUCAAAACUUAUCUCAUUGCAGUUUCUCUUAAUUACAAAUAUUGCCACUUUAUCAUCUGAACACAAGACUCAAGCGUUUUUUUUAAAUGCAUGCAUGUUGGUUUAAAACGAAAUCAAGUCCCCUCAAGUGACCAUUUUUUAAUGAUUAAUCUUACACCGUAGCUGCAGUAUCUGUAAUGUCAUAGGAACAAUGUGAACAAAGAAUGGAAAAUAAACUGUGAUCAUUUUUUAACUUGGUGUUUGAUGAUUACUUAUAUAAAAUCCAAUUAUACCACUAUAGAUGUGCAAUGUCCACAAAUGAGCAGUUCAGAUAUAACAAACUGUUGCCAUAGGAUUUCCAGCAACUGCAGAAUCUCUUGUGUUUAUGAAUUGCUAUAGCACAUGCUGUUUUGGGUCCCUAUCAUACCUUUAAUGGGAAGUGCACUGCUAAUGUUGCAGUAGCUAGGAGUGGACUAGUGUAAGUUGUUGAUAUUUAAGAUUCACAUUAAGAUGGAUCUUUAGCCAAUCUUUCCAAACAAAAGCAGGUUUAAGGGUGCUUUAAAUCUAACCAUGUUGAUUAUCUGGGAUUUACUGUCUCUUAUAAAACCUCAAGACCAUAGACAGAAGUGCAGAUUUAGGCCACACAGCCCAUCAAGUCUGCUCUGCCAUUCCAUCAUGUCUGAUUUAUUUUCUCUCUCAACCCCAUUCUCCUGCUGUCUCCCCAUAACCUUUGAUUCCCUCGCUAAUCAAGGACCUUCCAACCACUUUUUUAAAAUAUACUUAAUGACCUGCCCUCCACAGACAACUUUAGCAAUGAAUAUGGGCAAUUAAGGAAUAAAAUUACUGUAGGAAGCCAUCAAGAGCCUCACAAAACUGCACCUGAGUAUCCAGCUUGUUUCUGCAGGAAUAUCUACGCAUCCUCCUGAGAUGUCUAAACUGUGGUGUUAUUUGUAGUCCAAACUGUGCCUUGUAAGAGAAGAACCUAAAGUCAGUGCAGUACAUAUUUUAUAAAAUGCCUCUGUAAACUAAGAAUUGCAGUGCAGACCAGUUUAGUAAUGUGCAGGGCUGUAAACUGCAUUUGCAUAGUGGUGAUAGAACCAGCUAAGCCAGUUGGCAGCUACAAAUAAAAAGCACUUCCUUCAGAAGAUAGUAGAAUGUGCUUCUUCUAUUAAAGAAAACCUCCAGUCUAAUUUACUCUCAUCUCUUUGCAUCUAACUUAUUUUAAUUUGCAGUAGCUCAAAUAAACCACAGGCUUCUGAUGUUUACAUUGCAUCUCCAGCUAAAUGCAAAACUUGUGAUUUUUAUCUGUUUGCAAUGGUUAAUUGUGCUACAUCCCAAACUUGGUGUAAAGCUACUAAUACAUUGGUUUUGAAUAAAUUGGUUUACUGAAAUGGGGACCAUUUUUUUUUAAAAAGCACCCGUCAUUCCCUCCCUUAAGUUAGCCAUCUCGUAACUGUUAUCUGCAGUAGCCGUUACUAGGAGCUUAGUGCCAGACGGCUGAACUCCAGUCAGCAUCGCUCUCGGAAUCUCAGGAACUCAGGAGCCUCACUACCAAGACAAGGUGACCAUCAUAAGAGAUAGGGGCAGAAUUAGGCCAUUCAGCCCGUUGAGUCUGUUCCGCCAUUCCAUCUCAACCCCAUUCUUCUGCCUUCUCACUGUAACCUUUGACGCCUUUACUAAUCAAGAACCUGUCAACCUCCUCUUUAAAUAUACCCAGUGACUUGGCCUCCCACAGCUGGCUCUGGUAAUGAAUUCCACUAAUUCACCACCCUCUAGCUGAAAAUUAUUAAAUUAAAGUUCUUAAACUAGAUGGAGAACUGGCCAGGAUCCUUAAUCCUGUUUGGUGACCAGUGACUUGUCAGCGCUAUAAAUGUGGAGUAAAACCAGAAUCAGGUUGGUAUAGGAUUUCCUCUCUAAUAGUCAGUUGCCUCUCCUGGUCUUAGGUGAGACAACAGAAUACUUCUUGUGAUAAUAAACAGAUCGGAGUCAAAGUUCAAAGUGAAUUUAUGUAGAUGUCACCAUGUACUACCCUGAGAUUCAUUUUCUUGCUGACAUUCACAGUAAAACAAAGAAAAUACAACAUAAUCAAUGAAAAACUGCACACAGAUUGACUAACAAUCUAUAUGCAAAGGAAGACAACUGUGCGAAAAAAACAAAUAAUAAUAAACAAAUAACUGAGAAAAUGAGUUGUUGUGUCCUUGAAAGUGAGUCCAUAGCUUCUGAAAUCAAUCCAGAGUUGAGGUGAGUGAAGUUAUCUAUGUUGGUUUGGGAGCCUGAUGGUUAAAUAGUGCUAUCUGUUCCUGAACCUAGUGGUGUGGGACCUAAGACUCCUGUACUUCCUCUCUUGUGGCAGUAGCAUCCAUCAUCAAACACCCCAUGCUCCAGGUCAGCAUCUAAAAAGAGGUUAGAUAAAAAAAAGAAACCUAUGGAAGUGGGAAAGAAGAGGAUAAAUUGUACCUUUUACAACAAACUUGAAAUGCAGAUCUAAUAUCAAUUUGCUAACUGCACUUAAAUAUAAAAAUCUUAGACAUUAGUCUUCAAAAAAAGGGAUUGUUGAUGGUGAAGAACUAAGGUACAUUGUGGCUUAUAUGCACAUAAGACAUACUGUACGAGCAGAAUUAGACCUUCUCCCCGUAACCUUUGAAGCCCUGACUAAUCAAGAACCUAUCAACCUCCACAUUAAGCAAACUCAAUGACUUGGCCUCCGCAGCCGCCUGUCGCAAUGAAUUCCACAGAUUCACCAGCCUCUGGUUAAAGAAAUUCCUCCUCAUUCACGCAACACACACAGAAAGCUGGAGGAACUCAGCAGGUCAGGCUGCAUCUAUGGAAAAAAAUAAACAGUCAGCAUUUUGGGUGUGACCCUUCUUCAGGACUGAAGAAGUUCUUGCAGCAUUCUGUAUGUGUUGCUUUGGGUUUACAGCAUCUGCGAACUUCCUUGACGAUUCCUCCUCAUCUCUGGUUUUCUAUUCUGAGGCUCUGAUCUCUGGUCCUAGACCUCCCCCUCUACAGAAAACAUCAUCUCCACGUUCACUCUAUCCAGGUCUUUCAAUAUUCAAUGGGAUAUUGUACAUACUUGUUCCUUGUGUUUCAUCGUUGCACCAAGCAUUGGAAUAUAAAACCCAGGUGUACUUUACAAAUUUUAAUGAAUUUGUUAGGACUCAGGCAAAAAAAUUAUCCAUUGAAAAAUUAUCCAGGGUUGUAUAUGGUGUUAUAUAUGUACUUUGAUAAUAAAAUAAACUUUGAACUUUAAGAGAGAAAGUUAUUCCAUCAAAUGAAUGUACCUCUGGAUUAGGUUUCAGUAGAAUCUGUUGAAUUAAGGUCUUCAUGUUACUCGUGGUUGUAUACCAGACUAAUACUGGAUAAAGACCAAAAAUUGGUUGACAAUCAUGUUUCUAUAAUCCCUAUUCAAGCACUUUCAACAAAUAGAUCUGUUCCAUAGCUUCCAUCCUUUUCUCUCUGGUAAAGAUAGUUAUCUUAUAUACCUGCUGCAAUGUGAAUUACAUUAAUCUAAGAAUAAAAGAUUGCAAUUAUCACUGCCCAUUACAUACUUGAGAAAAUUAAUAUUAAUUUAAAAUUUGUAAAAUUGUGAUGUUCAUUUUCAUGAGGCAAGAACAUUUGUAGUGAGACUGUUUAACUGCUGGUGGUUCUGGGAACAGACAGCCACUUCUUAAAUUUACGAAACACCUUUGCCUACUUCUUUGUUUGUUAAGUCUGAUUUUUUUUCACACUAAGUUUGUUAAUAGAAUGCCGAUAAGUAACCUAAAUAAUUUUUUCAUUAAAAAGUUACUGUUACAAGUUUACUGUCAAAUACCACUUACAGAUGUAA
This is a messenger RNA of Mobula hypostoma (lesser devil ray), 5889 nucleotides long. RefSeq names its product protein disulfide-isomerase TMX3-like. Bases 39 to 1427 code for a protein of 462 amino acids. Gene Ontology annotation, molecular function: protein disulfide isomerase activity. The transcript has 16 exons. NCBI's taxonomy places the organism in Eukaryota, Metazoa, Chordata, Chondrichthyes, Myliobatiformes, Myliobatidae. The record is from RefSeq and is a predicted model, not a curated record. Gene Ontology annotation, biological process: peptidyl-cysteine oxidation. Gene Ontology annotation, cellular component: endoplasmic reticulum; cell surface.